AUGCGAAGCGGGGAGUCCUGGUGCAGUGGGGGUGGCCGCGGCACUUGGGCGGGUGGCCGGCCACCAAGGGCGCCGCCAUGGCGCGCAAGUUUGCACAAGAGCAUUGGUUGGAGUAUAUCGCCUUGGAGGCUCGGCAGCCAUGAAACCCGGAGACGGAAAGGGAAGCGAGAGGGCCAAGCCAAAGUUCAGGCCGAAGGCGCAGGCGAGGAAAAAGCCGGCACCCCCUCCCCCCCCAGCGCGCGCCUUUCGGUUACCGAUUACCGCGGAGCAGCGGCCAACUACCGUUCCGGCAGAGGCGCGGGGGCAGGGGAAGACGGCGGCGAGAGGGGUGACGUGUGGGGAAGGGGGGGGGGAAGGGGGUACGAAGGGAGAGGGCGGGGAGACCGCCCCUGGCAGGGGACGGGCGGGCGAGAUGGGCGGGGGGGCGGGGGGGGACGCGGGAGACACGGCGGGGGAAGGGCAGGGGGGAGGGGGAGGGGGAGGGGGCGCGGCGGUUUUGUCCCCGUUGGGCAGGAUUUUUUUGUCGGGGGCGGAGGCAGCGGUCCCGCCGCCUAUAUGCCGGCCGGGGUUACCGCUGGCGGCGACGGGGGCGGCGGAGGCAGGAGGGGCGGAGGAGACACAUCCGAGUCAGAAGACGAGCAGGACAGGACGCGGUCGUCCCAUUCCCGUAAAUCUGGCGCCGCCGGUAGCGCUGUCAAGGAAGAUGCCGAGGGUGGCGGUAGUAGCUCGGCGGCCGGUCUUAAGGGGUCAGCAUCGGGAGACUCCGGCGGGGCGGGUGAAGAGGAAGAUGACGAUGAUAAUAUGUUUGGUGUCGGCGAAUCGGUGUCGAAGGGCGGGGGGGGGAAGGGGGGGGACGUGUUGACUCUGAUUGGCUCGGACGUCGGGCGGCGGUCGAGGUCUUCCAAGCUCCCGGGCAUGCGGAACCAAGCCGAGCUAACAGAGGAGGAAGACAGCAGCCUCUUCUUCGUGCAGUUGCCUACCAAGCUUCCCAGGCCGCUGGCGGCGUGCCAGAGAGGGAAGGACGGCGCUUCCGCGCCCGUGCGGGGCAAGGGGAAGGGGAAGGGGAAGGCGACGGGAGGCCCCGCGGUUAAAGAGGAGGCGGGGGAAUCGGGUGCAGGAGGAGCAGCUGCUGGGGCUACCGGCGGCAAGGGAACGGGUGCUGCGGCAGAGAAGGCUUCCGAGAUAGCGGCGGACGACGUGGCAUUCGAUCGGGGGCUCCGGCGAAUGCGCCCUGGCAAGAUUGGCAAGCUUUACGUGCACCAGUCCGGCAAGGCUAGGCUAGUGAUUGGAGGCGUGAGCCUAGUGGUGCACCCAGGAUUGCCGGUGUCGUUCGUGGAACAGGGCGUUAGCAUCGACGCCAAGCAAAAGACGUUCUGCUCCUUCGGACAGGUGACGAAACGAGCUGUCUGUACCCCGGACUUCGAGCAGCUUUAUCGCCGCGCGGACGAAAUCAGCGGCGGCGGCGGCGGCGGCGGCGGCGGCGGGGAUGGGUUUGAGGGAGGGGCGGGGGCGGGCGGCGACGUAGGGGGACCAGUGAAGAUGGAGGUGGCAUGA
Molecule: messenger RNA, 1554 nt
Organism: Ectocarpus siliculosus
Lineage: Eukaryota; Phaeophyceae; Ectocarpales; Ectocarpaceae
Source: the annotation of a GenBank genome assembly